This is a messenger RNA of Patella vulgata (common limpet), 1944 nucleotides long. RefSeq names its product guanine nucleotide-binding protein-like 1. The transcript has 13 exons. The coding region runs from base 179 to 1891 and encodes 570 amino acids. Gene Ontology annotation, molecular function: GTP binding; GTPase activity. Lineage: Eukaryota; Metazoa; Mollusca; Gastropoda; Patellidae. The record is from RefSeq and is a predicted model, not a curated record.
UUUGUGCUGCGUAAUGACAACAUGUCUGCGCCCAUAAAUUUUACUUCUGCAUAAAAGUUGAAUGUUCUAGAAAAAUAUCUUAAGAUAAUAGGCAGGUGUAAGGAGAUAUCUGCAUCGUAAGCAAGUUAUACGUACUGACAAUUUUCUUGUGUGACGUUAAAACCGUUUUCUAGUCAGGAUGCCAAGAAAGAAGCCGUUUAGUGGGAAACAGAAGAAAAAACAGAUGCAAGAAAAGAAACACCGAACAGAAGAAGGUUCUGAUGACGAUGAGGAUGGCAGACACCGUCGCGGAAAACACCACAAACCAAAACCAGAUUCACAAGCAACAGAUAUUGAUAAACGACAAGAUCCCCAUAGAUAUCGACUUCAGUUCUAUAAAGAGAGUAACGAAAUUAUUAAACAAAGAAAGAAAGAAGCAAUGCAACCAUUUACAAGGUUACCUGAGAAAUGUUUAGAAGUGGAUAUGGAUGUGUUAUAUAAGCCUGGUUCUACACCAGAUAUACCAACACGACCAGCCUGGGAUUAUAAACUUACUAAACAUCAACUAGAAAUUAGAGAGGAAAAAAUAUUCAAGGACUACGUAGAUAAAUUAUUUGAGAAUUUUAAAAUAGAAGAUUUGAGUUAUUUUGAGUUGAAUCUAGAGACGUGGAGACAGUUAUGGCGUGUUUUAGAAAUGUCUGACAUCUUGCUACUAAUAUCUGAUAUAAGACAUCCGAUGUUGAAUUUUUCGCCAGCAUUAUAUCAUCAUGUAACGGAGGAACUGAGUAAACCAUUGAUUCUUGUCCUGAAUAAAGUUGAUCUGGCACCACCUGGACUGGUCAUAGCAUGGAGAGAAUAUCUUAUAAAAAAAUUCCCAAAGUUAUACAUUGUUUGUUUCUCCUCCUUCCAAAAAUUUGAUAAUAUCAGUGAUAUGGCUUCAGGCUCUAAAGUUCACAAACGAAAGAAACAUAUUAAAUAUGAUGCGUUGGGUCCUCGUGAAUUAUGGCAAGCUUGUGAUGACAUUGUACAAGGAAAAGUUGAUUUACGUGAAUGGAAAUCAAAAAUAGAAACUGAUUUAUCUGAUGCAGCAGCACCCGAAUUGUCAGAUGAAGAAAAUGAUCCUGAAACUGUUACAGAGAAACCUGAUUAUAGCUAUGUACAACAUGAACUUUAUAAAGAUGGUGUUCUAACUAUAGGUUGUAUAGGUUAUCCUAAUGUUGGGAAGUCCUCGUUGAUUAAUGGCCUUAUGGGGAAAAAGGUUGUGAGUGUGUCGAAAACACCAGGUCAUACGAAGCACUUUCAGACUAUUUUUCUCACUCCUACCGUUAAACUAUGUGAUUGUCCCGGUCUUGUUUUUCCUUCAUUAGUCGAAAAAUCUCUUCAGAUUCUAGCCGGUAUUUAUCCUAUAGCUCAAGUUCGUGAUCCAUACACUCCCAUUGGUUACCUGGCACAGCGAAUUGAUCUUCCAGCUUUAUUGCGAUUGGUGCAUCCAGAAUAUGAGAAAGAUAUCGAACAGAAAACAUUAGAAUGGUCAGCUGUUUAUAUAUGUGAAGCCUGGGCUGAGAAACGUAGAUUUUACACAUCAAAAGCUGCAAGACCUGAUAUAAGUCGAGCGGCCAAUCAUUUGUUGAGAAUUACAGUUGAUGGUAGAAUACAACUCUGUUUUAGACCACCGGGCUAUACAGAUAAUAAAGAAUAUUGGGAAGACCACGAGGACAGUAUAAAACUACAGGCAAGAUCUAAUCACAACGCCGACGAUUAUUCCUCGGAUUCUGACAAUAUACAGGUGGCAACCAAUAAUAGUGAUGCAGAGGCGGGGGAUGAUGGUGAUGAUGACGAUGAUGAUGAUGAUGAUGAAGAGGGCGAUGAAGGGGGAGUUUCUUUAAGUAAUCCCUUUGCUGUUCUGGGAUGAAAAUGUGCCAUUGUUAAAGCUUAGUAUUUGUUAAUAAAAUGCUUAGAAAAAUG